GAGGGGUGUAAAAGUACGCGGGCGCAGGAAACUAAAGAGUAUUUAACAGCUGGUGCAAAUUCCUGUGAGGGAGGCGGGAAAAGAGAAUUUACCAUAGAGUUUCGACGGAAUAGGAGGACACUUAAAAGAUCAACCGCGGCUCUCAGUUGUCAUUCUCGAUUCUUUCCGUCGUUGCUAUGAAACAGGCGCAUGCUGCCUUGGAAACUUAACUGGCGCUCAGAUCUUUCGAGAGCGAGGCUGCCGAGAAACGAAACCUUGGCGUGGCGGCGCCUCAACCAGCUGUCCUUUCCGUAGCUUCUUGCUGCUGAAUAGCAACUUGCCGUUAGAACAGAAGAGCCGCUUGAGCCAGAGGAAGGGGGACGAGGUUCCCGUUCCAAGCGCGGGGAAGGGUAUUAGUGGGGGCUGCUCUUUUGUUUGCGGAUUAUUUUAGUUUGAGACCUUGAAUAACCAUGCCUGUUCCAGAUGUUAUGUUCUGUGCACAACAGAUUCAUGUUCCACCUGAACUGCCAGAUAUUAUGAAACAAUUUACCAAAGCAGCUAUUAGGACCCAGCCACGUGAUGUUCUCCAGUGGUCUUAUGGGUACUUCUAUGCUUUGUCAAGAGGAGAGCCUCUUCCUGUGAAAGAACGUGUUGAAAUGCCAGUUGCCACACAAAAAAAUGAUACUGGUUUGACCCCUGGCCUCCUUAAAGUUUUGCAUAGACAGUUGUCUGAAAAGAAGACUGUGGAUUUAAUAGAGCUCCAUAAAAAAUGGAAGAAUUUGUGCUUACCAAUAGAACAACUGCGUAAUCUUCUUCGAUUAGACAGCUUUGAAGAUGGAAUAGAAUGGAUGAAAUUUUUUGCCCUUGGCUGUAGUGCUCUUGGUGGAACCCUGCUCAGUUCAAUGAAGCAUGCAUGUGAAAUUCUGACGAAUGAUCCAGAGGGUGGACCAGCCCGUAUUCCAUAUGACACUUUUACAUUUCUCUAUUCUUAUUUGGCUAGCUUAGAUGAUGAAAUAACAGAGGAAGUAUCCGAGUCUUUUCUCAAGUCUCUUAAAGAACAAGUGGCACGUAAGGAUUAUAUGGUUGGCACUGCAGAUUUUUCCACUGUAAAAUUGAUGUCUUAGAACAGGAAUAUAGCAAAACGUCAUUUCAAAUAUGUAAUAAAAUUAGAGUUUUCAUUAAUGUAAUCACUAACGUGCUUUUCAGUUUGUGAACUACCAAUAAAAUGUGUACCACCUGA
Messenger RNA from Crotalus tigris (Tiger rattlesnake), 1219 nucleotides. It is a transcript of the gene ROPN1L, whose product is annotated as rhophilin associated tail protein 1 like. The coding region runs from base 450 to 1103 and encodes 217 amino acids. The transcript has 6 exons. Lineage: Eukaryota; Metazoa; Chordata; Lepidosauria; Squamata; Viperidae. The record is from RefSeq and is a predicted model, not a curated record.